Messenger RNA from Sceloporus undulatus (fence lizard), 4741 nucleotides. RefSeq names its product family with sequence similarity 199, X-linked (gene FAM199X). The transcript has 6 exons. The record is from RefSeq and is a predicted model, not a curated record. The coding region runs from base 116 to 1300 and encodes 394 amino acids. Lineage: Eukaryota; Metazoa; Chordata; Lepidosauria; Squamata; Phrynosomatidae.
AGCACAGCUUCCGGUCGCCGGUCUGGAGCUGGAGCGAGGCGCUGAGGUUGUUUCCGGCGGCGUUUUGGCUUCGAAUGGCGGCCGGCUGAGUCGGGGCUCCCUCUCCUCCGUCUCGAUGGCCGGCGAGGAGCCGCAGAAGUUCCUGGCCCCCGAGGAGCCCGGAGGCCUGGUGGGCCUGGGCUUGUUUUCUCCGCCGCCCCGGGGGCCCCAGGGCGGCCUCGGCUUCGGCCUCGUCGGCGGCGAGGAGGGCCCCAACUGCCUGGACGUCAGCGACUUCGGGUGCCACCUCUCCUCCUGCCACCGCACCGACCCCCUCCGGCGCCUCCACGCCCACAGGUGGAACUUGACUUCCUGUGGCACAAGUGUAGCAAGUUCUGAAUGCAGCGAAGAACUGUUUUCUUCUGUUUCGGUUGGGGACCAGGACGAUUGUUUCUCUCUGUUGGAUGAUCAAGAGUUAACCUCUUUUGAUUUAUUCCCGGAGGGGAGUGUCUGCAGUGAUGUCUCUUCCUCUAUCAGCACGUAUUGGGACUGGUCAGACAGUGAGUUUGAAUGGCAGCUUCCUGGCAGUGAUAUUGCAAGUGGAAGUGACGUGCUUUCUGACAUCAUACCCAGUAUUCCAAGUUCUCCUUGCCUGCUUCCAAAAAAGAAAAACAAACACAGGAAUCUCGAUGAGCUUCCGUGGAGUGCAAUGACUAAUGAUGAACAGGUUGAAUAUAUUGAAUAUCUGAGUCGUAAAGUCAGCACAGAAAUGGGGCUUCGAGAGCAGCUUGAUAUUAUUAAAAUUAUUGACCCCACUGCUCAGAUUUCACCUACAGACAAUGAGUUUAUUAUUGAACUAAAUUGCCUGACUGAUGAAAAAUUGAAACAGGUCCGAAAUUAUAUCAAGGAGCAUGGUCCUCGGCAGCGGUCGACAAGAGAGAACUGGAAGCGAAGCAGCUACAGUUGUGGGAGUGCCAGCGGUGUAAGCGGUGCCAGCGCCAGCAGCAGUAGUGCCAGUAUGGUCAGCUCAGUCAGUAGUAGCAGUUCCAGUGUUGGCAAUUCUGGUUCGAACUCCAGCGCCAACAUGAGCCGGGCCCACAGUGACAGUAACUUAUCUACAAAUGCGGCAGAACGUAUCCGGGAUUCAAAAAAACGUUCUAAACAACGCAAACUUCAACAAAAGGCUUUGCGCAAGAGGCAACUGAAGGAGCAAAGGCAGGCUCGAAAGGAGAGACUAAGUGGCUUGUUUCUAAAUGAAGAAGUGCUCUCUCUAAAAGUGACUGAGGAGGACCAUGAAGGAGAUGUGGAUGUUUUGAUGUGAGAAGAGUGAAGUUAUCAUCAGUGUUCUUUCUAAGCCUUAAGCCUCUUAAUAUUUUUUACAUACACUUCUUCCAAAUUUUUGAUUGGAGUUGGGACUAGCUAUUGUAUAUCCUACAGCAUUCAUCUUCAUCUUAAAAACAAUGUUGUUUUAUGCAAGUGAAAAAGACAUCAAGAAGGUAUUCUUUUAAAAUAUGUAGGCCAAUAUAUUUUGCUUUCAAAUGUCUGUAUAUUCUGUUCAAACCUUACAUUUUCUUCAUUUUGGGAAAAUUAUAGAAUGUGUUUUUUGGAUAAAUGUUUUUGCCAUCUACCCACAAUCUCUUCCAAACAGUUUUAGACUGUUUCCUGGAAUGAGUAGCCUCCUUCAUCAAUAGUUACUCUCCUUGUUUGCUGUUGUGAACAUUCAUAAGCAUUAUGCAGUGUGAAAUCAGUUUUAGAUUUCUUGUAGUGAUCAUUGUAAUCUCAUUUAAUGCAUGAACUAGGAAAUGUGUGACCUAUUCAGCAAAAUGGUGUCCAUCUCCAAUAUAUGGUGGCCCACAAGGGCUCUGUCAAACCAGCAUUUUAUUGCUUGCCAGGAGAUGCAAUACCUGGGGAUGGAGGCAAGAGUAUUCUCAAGUGAUGAGCAGGUUGUAAAUCAUGGCUGUAUUGAGCUUGGAGGGCGAGUUACCCACAUGGUUUGCAAGCUCAGUUUAGUAUGACAAAGAAGUGGAACAGCCUACAAAAGGAAGUCCUUAGUAAAAAAAAAAAUCACAUUUCUCCCUACAUAUACAUGUUUUUAUGUUAACUGAUCCCUGUAGUUUCAUGUGCCUUAACAUUAUCUGAGAUGUUUAAAAUGAAGUUUGUGGGAUAAAACUGAAAUAUACCCAGUAAAAGCAGAUAAAGCAGAUCCUUCCCAAAGCAUUUAAUCCUCUGAGCCCAUUCACCUUUUUAAAAAGUUAGCUGCCUUUCUUAGUAACCAAAGGGGAGAGAUUUUAAUCCUGACUCCAUUUAGUAAUUUUCUACCCAAUAGAACCAUGUAUCUUUAUUCAUCUUAGUGGCUAAAUUGAUCUUGUUGGAGUCAUGUGCAUUUCUAGAAGUAUCAUGUGGCAGCAUGAGUGUCAAACAAAUGUUCACUUUUGCUGUCCUCUAGAUCGUUUACCUUCUACAACAUGUGAAUCUGUAAUUGGAUGUAAUGCUAAACUAUAAUAUGAUGUACACAGACUGCUGUGAUGUGAGGAAGGGACUGGACUCAUCUCCUUCCAUUUUAAACUGGCCAGAGUUUGUUCCUUCAGGAGUGGGUUAAUCUGGGUUUAGUUUAAACUGUAGUUUAUCUGAAUCAAGUAAUUUCAGACUAGUGUCUGAUCCUAGCUUGUUUGGAUAAAUCACCAUUCAAAAGAAAAGUGACAAAUUUGCUGAAACUGAAACAGAUGUUUCCAAUCACCUACCUUUCUCCAUUACAAGGGAAGAGGUCAUUUGUAGAUCAGCAUUAUGUGUGAACAAUGUCUAUCUCACUUUGAGAAAGGUGAUAUUCUGGAUUUCAGGCAUUUUCAGAUGCUUGAGAUUUGUUAGGGUGGAUUUCCUGUGUACUCUUAACAAAAUGUUUUCCCUCUUCAUAUUUAAAAGUGUCGCCCAGUCCUUGCACUUAUCCAGGCUCUAAUUUCAGAAACGAGAAUCGUUUCUAAUUUCAGAAAUGAGAAUCUUUGUUUAAAUCUAUUUUCAUUUACAUGUAAUCCUCCCAAGAGCAAGAAAUGCUUAGUUUAAUGUAGAUCACAGGUGGAUUACUUUAGAGUAAGUGAGCUAUAACUUUGCAGCCUAAGAUUCAUGAAGAAACAUUCUGAGUGUUUGAUCCAUCUGGUCUCUGUUAGAGCUUGAUUCUUACAGCUAAAUUAAGUCACACAACACUUUCUGGUUGCUCUGAUUUAUUUUCCAAAUCUGUCGGUAUUUUUAAAAGAUGGUGGAUGCUCAUCAGCCAGUAUCUAUUUCAAGUUAAGUUAACAUUAUCCAAAAUAAAGCCAAGUGGCUUUUAGUGACCUGCUGAAGUCAUGUUUUUUUUUUUAAAUCCUGUAGUGGAUACUUUAAAAAAAAAUUGGAAGUGAAAUCAGCGAUCUAGAUAGGACCUAUUCUGUUUGUCUCCUGUUUGUGUCCUAUUUAUCUUGAGCCCUUUGUUAAGCUGUAUAUGUAUUUAACCAACAUAAGACCGCAGAUAGUUUGCUUUCUUGGGAAUUAGCUCUCUCACAAAACUUACAAGGAGCACUGCAAACUUGAUUGGAAAAUGUUCUCUUAGCCUAACUGAAAUAUGAAGACCUGUUUACACUUUUGUCUGUCUGUGUGUCUGUAUUCAGUUUCUUGUUCUUCUAGAAACGGUUCCUUGACCUUGUUUUUCAACUGAUACAAUACAGCAGAGUCAAGGAUGCUACAUGACAGAUGUAUACACUUAAGCUGAUAACCCUGACAUAGAAAAGAUCUCUUGGUUUGUGGUUUUUAAAUUUUUUUACAUGAUGGUCAAAGGCAAUUUGUAAAGUUUCCCCGAGAAAUUCUCUAUCAUAAAACUCUGUGUGUGUGUGUGUGUGUGUGUGUGUGUGUGUGUGUGUGUGUGUGUAUAUAUAUAUAUAUAUAUAUAUGAAUGUAAAAUCCUUAUAAGGCUGGUGACCAGUAGUUGUAGAAAAUCUUAUAAACACAUUAGCCAAUUUUUUAUUAAUAAAAAAAUUAAAAAGACCUAGCUACUUGUAUCUCCCUUUCCUUGGGCAGAACAUUGCCUUGCAAUAGUUGGCACACUUGCCCUUUAAAAUAUUAGCAUGUUUUUGACUCUUGUGGCCAGUUAGGCUUUCCAGUGGUCCAGUGUUCCUCAUGGCUAUUACCUGAACACUACAGCUUCUCUCUUGAAUCAAUGAUUCUACACUCCCUCUGUCUUGCACAUAGUUUGGGAUAUUAUUGGACAAUUUGUUCAGAAAUGGGCCACUAACAUGACUUAAGCUAUAGUCAUGUGCAUUAUAUUGAACUGGAAUCCAUGAUGAGAAAGGUAGGAGAGAAAUGCAUGUGGUUUCAAAUAGGUUUUAUGAAAUAGUUGACAGUUACUUCAUAAUAGCCAAGGGUACUGGCGUACUAAGAAUGAUGUACUUGGUAACCAAAGCAAAAGAGGAUGUUUUACUUUGAAGAAUAUACUUCAGAUGAUCUAAAAUAUAUAUUAAACCUGGACUGUUUUUCCAGAAUUUGUGCUAAAAAUGUAUUGUAUGCUGAAAUGCACUUGUAAAUACAACUGUUCACUGUACAUUCUGUAUCUACUUGCUAUAAUGUUAAUAGAAUACUUCCUUUUUUUCUCUUUUGAUGUUGUGAAGGAUUUAACAAAUAAUUAUAAAAUACUGGGCACUGUUUUACUUCCCCUCCUUAAGCUCUAAUUGUAUUUGAAAAUAGUCACGCAAAUAUGGUAGUUUGGGAUGGCAUUAAAAAUGAGACAAACCUAAUGCAA